Messenger RNA from Microtus oregoni (creeping vole), 3709 nucleotides. It is a transcript of the gene Cdh19, whose product is annotated as cadherin 19. NCBI's taxonomy places the organism in Eukaryota, Metazoa, Chordata, Mammalia, Rodentia, Cricetidae. Bases 228 to 2540 code for a protein of 770 amino acids. Gene Ontology annotation, biological process: multicellular organism development; cell morphogenesis; calcium-dependent cell-cell adhesion. Gene Ontology annotation, molecular function: cadherin binding; calcium ion binding. The record is from RefSeq and is a predicted model, not a curated record. The transcript has 13 exons. Gene Ontology annotation, cellular component: plasma membrane; catenin complex; adherens junction.
CCCUAACUCAGAGCACAUUGAACAAUGAAGAUUUUUCUGUGAAGCCUGAAAAUCUAAGCUAGAAGAUCUUUCCGUUCUUUCUUCUGUAACUGCUACCAAGUUGUAAUACCCACUUCUUCAGGUGCUAUGGCGUUUGCAUCUGAGCAGUUUUGGUGAUAGUCUCUUUAAGGCCUGCUCCUUUCUGAAGAGGAAGCAGAAUUACAGGUGGAAUUCAAAUAAACACCAAAAUGAAUAGCUGCUUCCUGAAACACUGGAUAUUGGUCAUUCUUCUCCUCUCGCCUUUCCUUAACGUUACAGAGAACUUCCAAGCUAGAAAGACUCAGAGAUCAGCAUCAUCUACUGGGAGAGCUAAGCGUGGCUGGGUGUGGAACCAAUUUGCUGUACCAGAGGAAAUGGAUACUAGACAACAUGUUGGAAGGCUAAUAUCUGAAUUAGACAAUGGAUAUCACACUUUCCAGUACAAGCUACUUGAAACUGGAGCUGGAAGUUUCAGCAUUGAUGAAAGAACAGGUGACAUAUUUGCUAUAAGGAAGCUCAAUAGAGAGGAGCAAUCUCUCUACAUCUUGAGAGCCCAGGUAAUAGACAGCACCACUGGAAAGGCUGUGGAACCCGAGUCUGAGUUUGUCAUCAGAGUUUUGGAUAUCAAUGAUAAUGAACCCAAAUUCCUAGAUGAACCUUAUGAGGCCACUGUACCAGAGAUGUCUCCAGAAGGAACAUUUGUCAUUAAGGUGACAGCCAAUGAUGCUGAUGACCCUACAACCGGCUAUCAUGCUCGAAUCCUGUACAACUUAGUACAAGGCCAACCAUAUUUUUCUGUUGAACCUACAACAGGAGUCAUAAGAAUAUCUUCUAAAAUGGAUAGAGAAUUACAAGAUACAUACUGUGUAAUUAUCCAAGCCAGAGACAUGCUUGGUCAGCCUGGAGCCUUGUCUGGAACAACAACUGUAUCAAUAAUACUGUCAGAUAUUAAUGACAACAAACCAAUAUUCAAAGAAAGUUUCUACCGAUUCACUGUAUUGGAAUCUGCACCCAGUGGAACAUCUAUUGGAAAAAUUAUGGCAUAUGAUGAUGACAUAGGAGAGAAUGCAGAAAUGGAAUAUAUCAUUGAAGAGGAUGAUUCACAAACAUUUGAUAUCAUCACUGAUAAUGAGACCCAAGAAGGUAUAAUUAUACUAAAAAAGAAAGUUGAUUUUGAGCACCAGAGCCACUAUGGCUUUAGAGUUAAAGUUAAAAAUUGUCAUGUGGAUGAGGAACUUGCAUCAGCCCAUGUAAAUUCCUCCUCAACGUAUAUUAAAGUUCAAGUGGAAGAUGAAGAUGAACCUCCAGUUUUCCUCUUACCGUAUUAUGUAUUUGGAAUUCCUGAAGAAAAGCCAUAUGGAUCAAUUGUUGGAAUAGUAUCUGCUAUAGAUAUGGAUAGAAAACAAUCUCCUAUAAGAUAUUCACUCACUGGAAGCAAAUUGUUCGAUAUCAAUGACAAUGGAACAAUAAUUACCACUAACGUGCUUGACAGGGAGGUCAGUGCUUGGUUCAACCUGAGUGUCCUAGCUACAGAAACAUACAAUGUCCAACAGAUUUCUUCAAUUCCUGUGUAUGUACAAGUUUUUAAUAUUAAUGAUCAUGCUCCUGAGUUCUAUCAAUACUAUGAGACUUAUGUUUGUGAAAAUGCUGAAUUUGGUGAGAUAAUUCAGACCAUAAGUGCAAUAGACAGAGAUGAAUCCAUUGAACAUCACCAUUUUUACUUCAAUCACUCUGUGGAAGACAGAAAUAAUUCAAGUUUUAUACUAAGAGACAAUCAAGAUAACACAGCUGUAAUUCUGACUAAUAGAAUGGGUUUUAGCCUUAAAGACGAGCCUGUCCUCUCCAUGAUCAUCUUAAUUUCUGAUAAUGGAAUCCCAUCUCUUACAAGCACAAACACCCUCACUAUACAAGUCUGUGACUGUGGAGAAAGUGCAAGCACAGAGAUGUGCACUAAAAGGGGACUUCUGCUAAUCAUGAGAUUCAAAACUGAAGUAAUAAUUGCUAUCCUGGUAUGCAUUAUGGUAAUAUUUGGGUUUAUUUUUUUGAUGCUGGCUUUGAAACAACGAAGAAAUCAAAUCCUAUUUCCAAAGAAAAGUGAAGAAUUUGGAGAGAAUAUAUUUUGCUAUGAUGAUGAAGGAGGUGGGGAAGAAGACUCAGAAGCCUUUGAUAUUUCAGAGUUGAGAAGCAGCAUAAUCAUGAGAGAAAGAAAGCCACGGAAAAGAAAGAGCAUGGAGAUCAGGAGCCUCUAUAGGCAGUCUCUGCUGGUGGGCCCAGAAAGUGCUAUAUUCCGACAAUUCAUUCUAGAGAAGUUGGAGGAAGCCAAUACCGAUCCAUGUGCUCCACCCUUUGACUCACUGCAAACUUUUGCUUUUGAGGGCACAGGAUCAUCAGCUGGCUCUCUGAGCUCCUUGGAAUCUAUAGUCACUGAUCAAGAAGAUAAUAUUGACUAUCUAAAUGAUUUGGGACCUCAUUUUAAAAGAUUGGCAUACAUGUUUGGUUCUGCAAUGCAGCUUAACAACUAAAGCUUCCCUAUACCAACAUGCAAGAAGAAUUAAAAUAUAUUUACAUGAAAUUACAAGCCUUUGGUAAAAUUUCAUUCUCUUACUUUCUGUCCAGGAGGAGCCCUUGUCUGUAGAAUUGGUAUUUUCAAGUACAUACUUGUGGUUAUUUCCAGUAAAACACAGAGUUUGAGAGGGGUAAAACCAAUCAUAUUUCACAUAUGACUGCAAGCCACCCCUGCUGAAUCACUAAGAAUCACUAGAAUUUUUUGAUGUAAUCCAACACAGACUCUCAACAAUGCAGAAGGGCAAAAUGAGAAAUGUAUCAAAUAAAGACAUCUGCAUAGUUUUUAAUCUAACCCUUCCUGUGUGAUGUAGCUAGCAAUGAUGCCUCUAUCAGUAUGAAAUUCCUGAUGUUGUGCAAAGAUCAAAUUUAUGAUCUUUGAGAAACUUGAGUGAUUUUAUAAAGAAUUAAAAAUAUUAUUUUACAUGUUAGAAGUUUUCUGAUUGAGAUUCUAUGAAUCAUUUUGUUUUGAAACUUUUGUCAAGUGUACCCUUUAGUAUUCUGGGUUUGACUAUCUAUUAAAUACAUGAAAUAAUGAGAGUUAUAAAGUAACUCACAUAAGUUCACUUAUUAUGAAUUUGAAUAACAAAUGGAAACAGAAAGCAUUCUUAGGGAUUUUUCAUAGAUUAAUUUCCUAGCAACUACAAAUACUUAUUCUUUCAUUGUAAAACUAAAAUAAACAAAUGAAUUUACUUGUCAUUAAAUUAUUGCUUUUGUAACGGGUGGAAAGUAUUAAAAAAAGUUCAAGUAUACUUUGGUUUAUUUAGAAACUGUGAUAGCCAUAUAAUUGCAAUACUGAAUUCAAAUUUGAAUUACUAUUUACCACAAAUGUUACAAUCACCUGCACUGAAUUUCACUAUUCAUAUAAGUAAAACAUGAUAUCUGUCUUUGUAUUUCUUAUCCUGUUAGGAGAUUAGCAUGUGAAUGAUCACUCAGUACCCUCAUAUACAAUGGAGUCUUCUCUUUAUAGUAUUAUGGAGGAGUAAAUGAUUAGCUGUCAGACAUGACUUUAGGGUAAAUAAAACAUAAAAUGUGAUAAUUUAAUGUACUUUUCAAAAAUGUUUCUUAUAAUGUCAAAAUCAUAAUGGAGUCAAAAUUGGUAUUUGAAUAGGAAUUAAUGCAGUGAGUA